Molecule: messenger RNA, 983 nt
Organism: Monomorium pharaonis (pharaoh ant)
Lineage: Eukaryota; Metazoa; Arthropoda; Insecta; Hymenoptera; Formicidae
Product: prostatic spermine-binding protein-like
Exons: 3
Coding region: 297-983 (228 amino acids)
Source: RefSeq, a predicted model, not a curated record
ACUCCGUCGGGAUGUCUUAAUAAACUAGCCGAUUAUCAAUUGUGUUGUAUAACAAAUUGAUGUCAAACUAAUUCAAUCGAGAUAGUCUUCGAUAAGAAUUAGAAAUUAAUAAUUGCAAAAGCAUUAGAUUAAUAUUUCGGCUAGAUUAUAAUUACAAAUACAGUACAUCGAUCACAGCACAUCGAUCACAGCAAAUCGUAAAAAUUACUUUAGUACUUCUCGCGUGGAGAGACAGUCAGCAACUGUUUAUUGUUGAGACUUGUCUCUGUGUGCAUGACGUUGAGCAUUUGUUUACAAUGCUUUGCGACUCGCGACUCGCGUUCGUUGCGGGCUGGACCGGCGCCGGGCGCCGGCGGACCGCAGUGUUACAGCGGCAGUCGCAAGGGAAACAACAUGGCAACGACGAAGACGUCGAUGGAGGUGGCAGCGACGGCGCCGACGGCAAAAACAAAGACGACGUCGACGGCGGUGGCAGCGACGGCGUCGACAUCGACGACGCCGACGGCGAUGCCAGCGACGGCGUCGACAUCGACGAUGCCGACGGCGAUGCCAGCGACGACAUCGACGACGUUGACGGCGGUGGCAGCGACAGCGUCGACGGCGAAGAUAUCGACAACAUCGCCGGCGAUGCCAGCGACUACGUCGACGGCGUUGGCAGCGACGGCGUCGACGGCGAAGACAUCGACAACAUCGCCGGUGGUGGUAGCGACGACGCCACCGGCGGUGGCAGCGACGGCGUCGACAUCGACGACGCCGACGGCGGUGGUAGUGACGGCGCCGACGGCGAUAGCAGCGACGGCGGAGACAUCGACGAUGACAGGGACGGCUGCGCCCGGUUUAUUCACGUUAAAUCACGGAACACGACCGAAAAAUUGUGGGCAUUGCCUCGAGAAUAUGGGCAUUGGCUAAGUAGUUCAUACACACUUUGUCAGGGGGCGUCUUGUAGCAGAGGAUCACCGGGAUCACCCAAAAGCGGGCCGUGA